Messenger RNA from Saxophila tyrrhenica, 3411 nucleotides. RefSeq lists its product as uncharacterized. The transcript has a single exon. Gene Ontology annotation, biological process: mitochondrial RNA 5'-end processing. The coding region runs from base 1 to 3411 and encodes 1136 amino acids. Gene Ontology annotation, cellular component: mitochondrion; mitochondrial envelope. NCBI's taxonomy places the organism in Eukaryota, Fungi, Ascomycota, Dothideomycetes, Mycosphaerellales, Extremaceae. The record is from RefSeq and is a predicted model, not a curated record.
AUGACCUCGCGACUUCACGGCGAAGACAUCACGGAACAUCAUCCUGGCCUGCAUCCAAUGCUUCGUCGACUGGAUCGCCUCCGGCCAUGGAACUGCUCAGAAUACGUCUGCGUCACAUGUCGCCACCAGCUAUGGGCUGCGCAGAGCCAGCGAGCCCGCCGAAAGUACCAUCAGACUCUCCUUCGAAGAGCCCAAUCCGAGGUAGACUCGUGGGAAGACAACUUCAACAACCUUGACGCCGGGCUGGGACCUAGCAAACCAGAAGCGCCCGCUGAGAAGUCAAAGCAUGCCUCUUCUGAUGAUGUGGGAUCUGGGAAGAAGACGGGGGGAAACAAGUCGGUAGCUGCGUCUAGAAUCAAGGCGCGGAGAAGUAGAGGCAAAGAUGGGGCUAUGCGCUCGUCCGUAAAGCGAGAAGGAAGGGGCCAGCAAGAUGUUGGAGUGGAUGGCCUGCUGUCGAGCCUGGACGAGCGAAUGGCAGGCGGGUCAGGGAAAGACACCACGAGACAGAACAACACCACCAGCACAUCACAAGGUAAAACGAGGGUCAUUGCCAGCAAAUCUGCUGGUAUCGACGAUUCCAAGCAGCGGCCAAGACCAGCGGCUGCUUCUGCCGAGCACAGUAGUGCAGAAGCCGCCAUGUACGCGAAAUAUGAGGAUGUGGUGAAGAAACUAGAACAAGACAUGACUCCCGAGGCUGCUGACACAAGCAUAGCACAUGACCUUUUGAGGCUGCGGGCGACGGCUCGUUACCGGCGCGGGGACGACGGAUUGUUACGAAAGCGCAACAAGAGGGAGCCACUAGGCCAAGAGGCAGUUAGCGAUGCUCCUGAGACAGGCAGAGGGCUAGAUCCCCUCAUUCGACGUGGCGUAGGCUUGAAAGGACCUGCCUUUUAUGAAGAGCGCACUUCUGCAAAUGGCUCGACAGGUGGAGAAGCAUCAUCUAAGGUAUCUCCAGCUGGACAGCAACCCAACGGUGCCCCGUCGAGUACAGUUUCAUCAGAUGCAACCAGCAAUGCGGAGUCUCCGCCACAGUCGACAGCACGGCUAACCUUUUCUGACUGGCUCACGAGUAAAAUACUACCAGGAUCACGUCCAUCUCAAUCGAUUGAUCCUCCAUCACCUGUAGAAGAAGGCUCUUCGGCUCCAGCUCGAACCACACCGAAAGGGUUGCCAUUUGGUGCCCAGACAGCAGAGCCUCAAGGUGCCGAAGUGCGGGCUCCUGGUUCCCUUGAUCUGACGAUGUCAACCCCAGCCUUCGGAGUGCAGACACCAAGUAGUCAGGCAUCGGAUGCCCUAGCAAAGCUAUACACAUCGGGAUGGAACCUCUCUGCUGGAAAUGACGACACUGCCGCGUCCGCUGCUGCGUCAAAGAAGGGCAAGUCAACGAAAAAGCCGGCCGCUACUUCAAGCAAAACAACGAACGGCAAGAACCCGGUCGUUACCAAAGGACUCAAUCGGCGCGAACGAGCAAAGCUCCAGCAACAGAGCAAAUCUGACGCGGACAAGGACAAGUCGGCUUCCAAAGGCAAAGGGAAGAAGUCGAAAAGGUCCACUUCGGCGGAUCAGCAAGCGCUCUCCGAGCAAGAAUUGGGUUCAAUGAGCAGCGUCAAGCCACAAGAUCUCGCCAUCACACCGCUUGAGAUUCCCCAGCCGCCGGUACCCUCUCUGGAGUACGGUCUAGACAGGGUGCUCUUCAACCCUGGUGUGUACCAGCUCCAGGAUCCGCACUCGCGGGUGUACAACUUCGACCCUUACCUGCAAAUGAUCAUGCCAGUCGUCGAGUUCGACUUCAACGCUCUGAAAGAGUACAAGACGUCUUCGCAGGAUGUGGCGCUUGGCGAACUCGCAAAGUCGCACGGCAAGCGGUACAUCGGCUCUACUUCGAGCAUGACCGGGACACUGGCGCACUUUCACUACCUGUUGUCAGCUUUCCGGCCGUUGAACACGAACAUGGUCUCGCGUGGCUUUCCAGAUCAGCUCGACAGCUUCACAGCCAUCAAUCGCGCCCCGAAUGCGAUCUUCUUGCGCUGGAAGAACGGCACAUAUGCCAUCGAUGCCGACAAGGAGCACGAUAGUCCCAAUGUCUUGAUGAUGCUUGGGAAGUCCAUGGAGAAGCUGCUGACUCUUCCGACUUCUGAAUUCGAACGCUACAGAAAGACCGACCCACGCUCCGUGUCAGAGGAGGAUCGCACAGCACCCGAAGCCUUUCAAUACACGACGAUGGGCGACUUCCUAAUGCGCUCACAGCUCGACGCCUACGACCCUCGCUUACCGGGCACGGGCAUGUUCGACCUGAAGACCAGAGCAGUCGUAACAGUCCGUAUGGACACGACUGAUUUCGAGCCAAUGACUGGAUACCAGAUUCACACUCUGCAAGGUAGAUUCGAGAGCUACGAACGGGAGUACUACGACAUGAUCCGCUCGACGAUGCUAAAGUACAUGCUCCAAGUGCGCAUGGGUCGCAUGGACGGCAUCUUCAUCGCCUUCCACAACGUGGAGCGCAUCUUCGGCUUCCAGUAUGUCUCACUACAGGACAUGGACCGGGCGCUUCAUGGAACGAUCAAUACCUGUCUUGGCGACCAGGAGUUCAAGGCGAGCUUGGACAUGUUGAAUAAGGUGUUCGAUAUGGCGACGAAGAAGUUCCCGGAGCAGUCGCUGCGGUUUCACUUCCAGGCUACGCCGGAGAAGUUGGACUCGGAUGCUACUGUGAUGUGGGUCUUUGCGGAGCCGAUGGGCGAGGCGCAGAUUGAGAGCAUUCAGUCGAGUUCAAAAGCGAGAGUGGCCGAGUUCGAGCGUGAAAUGCUGGGGUAUGAGAAGGAGGAGACGCCAGAUACUGACGCUGUCGUCACUGAAAGCGAAGAAGCGGAUGCAAAGUGGUCGACUGCUGCCAGUACGCAAGUCGAUACUACAGAAACUCCCGAGCCAAAGCCGGCCUCCUCUUCCACCACAUCAAACGACUCGAAAUCCUCAGACGACCUCGCUCCCCUCUUCGCCGCCAGCAUUCUCUGCGAAUCCAAAGUCAACGGCAAAACCGUCACGCGCCCCGAACGCCUCCGCCCCACAGAUAAAUGGGAAAUCGACUACAUCGCGCACGAAUACCCAACCGACGCGAAAAUGUGGGCGCGCUACGAGCAGAUGAAAGCCCGUCGGAAGGAGAUUUUUUCGAAGUACGAUGAGGAUGAUGUCGAGGAUGCGCCGAGCAGUAAAGAGGAGAGCCGGAAGAAGGCGAAGGGGAGGGAGUAUAUUGAGUUUAUGAAGAGGUUGAGUGAGCAGGGGCGGGCUUUUAGGGUGAAGGCGGAUGAGGCGGAGAAGGGAAGUGAGCCGGUUGUUGUCGGGAGGCCGGUUGCGAGGGGUGGGGAGAGGGUGGAGGGGGUGGAGGAUUAUAUGGGGUGGUUGUAUAAGAAGCGGUGA